Molecule: messenger RNA, 3409 nt
Organism: Oryzias latipes (Japanese medaka)
Lineage: Eukaryota; Metazoa; Chordata; Actinopteri; Beloniformes; Adrianichthyidae
Gene: barhl1b
Product: BarH-like homeobox 1b
Biological process (GO): regulation of DNA-templated transcription
Molecular function (GO): DNA-binding transcription factor activity, RNA polymerase II-specific; DNA binding
Source: RefSeq, a predicted model, not a curated record
UUACACGACUAAUAAUUCAUUUUUAUUCUUGAGGUGGGGAGGUUAGCGGAAGAGCAGCGAAAUAAAUCCAGUGAAAGAAAGAGUGCAGGAAAAAAGAGGCACCGAGCAGCCCCAUAAUAACCCCAUUAUAAGCCUCAUCAAUGAUGUAAUGAAAGCAAACAGUGUGAAAAUUGCCUGUAAACAGUUGGAUCUGAGUCUCCUGAUGAAUUCAGUGUCUCUUUUAUCAAAGUGAGGACGAGCCAGAGAGGGGAGGCAGGCAGAAAGGGGAGGGUGAUAGGCAGCCGGAGUUAGGGGGCGUGUAGGGAGGUCCACUCCAGCCUCCCUCAGCCAAUGAAGGCUUGUCACAGGGGACUCACGUGGACCAGGCGCUCUUAAAACCUAGCUUCUGACUUUUCCUCAAGUUCAAAUUUUUGGGAUUCCCUCCCACCCCAAUCACAUCUCGUCCUUUAACUCACCACUUCUGACUAUUUAACCCAGUUUAUCUCCCUCCCCCCUCUUUUUUCCUCUUCUUCUUCCGCUCCGCACCUUGCUCUCCGCUUCCUUCCUCUUGCAGCUCUUGGACGCUUUUCUCUCAUCCAGCUUCGUGUUUUUAAAGGUUUUUCUGUCUUCCUCAAAGGAAUGCCAUCAACAUUCGGUGGCCGCAUGACGGGUUGCCCUGAAGACCAUCCCCCGUUCCUCCCUCCAGCCCGCCGCGCCUGAAACUGUCCAUGGUGCUGACGCGCCGAAGACUCGAGUUUUUCCUCUUUGCGUUAGAUCAAUUCGCUGCUUGCCGCUCCAUCUUUCUGAAGAGAGCUUUUGAACUCAGAGCAAAGGAGCAGAACCUUCAGGAAGCCAGAAGGACCGACUUCAGCGUCUCUGAAUCGCCAAAACGCAAGAAGAUCGGAUUGAUGGCUUUUGCAACUGGGCUGGAAAUAUUUCAUUCAUAAAGAGUAAAGAAACCGGAAGCAGCGAAUGAGUUUGUUGCACGCGUAACAACUCCAAAAGUGUUCGUGUUGCUGCGGAACCGACUGCCGUCUUCAGGAUCAUCUCAAUCUAAAAACCACCCCGUUCCUCCCUGAAACAAAACUUGUCCAAAUGGUCAUUUGAGGAGGCUUCAUCACAGCAAUGGAGGCGUCCGCCAAUGGGUCCAGUUUUGGCAUCGACUCGCUGCUGUCGCACAGGCCCGGAAGCCCCGUGUCCAAAGGGGACAGCCUGGCGGGGGAGUGCCGCUCACCUCUGGAGUUCAGCCCCAGAUCCGACGCGGAGAGCGGCUGCUCGUCGCCGCCGUCUCCGAGGAGGGAGUGCGUGGACGAAGUGGCGCAGAGGCAGGCGCACGGCGUGCCUCUGCCGCCGCACCUCCAGCACGCGCAGAUCUCCGCGGGGUCGCAGCAGAGGACCGUGACCUCGUCGUUCCUCAUCAGAGACAUUCUUGCGGACUGUAAGCCUCUGGCGGCGUGCGCGCCCUACUCCAGCAAUGGACAGCCGACCCAGGAGGCGGGGAGGCUGGCCUCAAAGAUAGCAGACGACUUUAUGGAGAAAAUCCACAGCAACUCUUCGUCUGACAGUGAAUACAAAGUGAAGGAGGAGGGGGACAGGGAGAUCUCCAGCAGCAGGGACAGCCCGCAGGUCCGGCUGAAGAAGCCCAGGAAGGCCCGCACGGCCUUCACGGACCACCAGCUGGCGCAGCUGGAGCGCAGCUUCGAGCGCCAGAAGUACCUGAGCGUCCAGGACCGCAUGGAGCUAGCGGCCUCCCUGAACCUCACCGACACGCAGGUCAAGACCUGGUACCAGAAUCGGAGGACAAAGUGGAAGAGGCAGACGGCGGUGGGGCUGGAGCUGCUGGCAGAGGCCGGGAACUACUCCGCCCUGCAGAGGAUGUUCCCGUCCCCGUACUUCUACCCGCAGAGCCUGGUGUCCAACUUGGACCCCGGGGCGGCCCUGUACCUGUACAGGGGCCCCUCGGCGCCCCCGCCGGCUCUACAGAGACCCCUGGUUCCGCGGAUUCUGCUGCACGGCUUGCAGGGGGGCAGCGAGCCGCCGCCCGCGCCACCGCCGCUCCCCCCCAUGUCCGGCGUGCUUCCCCGGCCGUCGCAGCAGCGGUGAGCGGGGCGCAGUGGACUCCUUUCCAUUUGUUACGCAGGAAGAACAAAACAGAGACAGAAAAAGAUAAUAAAACAAAAGAAACAGUCGAAGAAGAGAAAAGAAGAAUCGACCUUUAUAUGAAACAAACUCCAGGCCGAGGAGGAGGAAGAGGAGGAGGAAGAUGGACACAGCCUUCAGACUGACAACCAGAUUAUGGAUGUUUUUCAUUCUCAUUUGUUUUUAUUUGUUCCAGAGAACAUGAGCUUUAUUUAUAAGUUAUUUAUUUUUCGAUAUGAAUCAAAGCAUUUAAGUUAUGUAUUUAUUUAAACCCAGACUCAGUAUUAAGCGAUUUUCCCAGCAGGCGCAGCUGUUGGAGGCACUUUGACCCAGACUUCAGGAUUACUAUUAUUAUUAUUAUUAUUAUUAUUAUUAUUAUUAUUAUUAUUAUUAUUAUUAUUAUUAUUAUUAUUAUUAUUAUUAUUAUAUAUUGGGUUCUUUUUGUUCACAUAAUUUACAAAAAAAUGAACAUUUUAAAGUUGUCAAAUCCAUUUUUUUCUUAUGAAUCCCCAAUUAAGCUUAUCAAGAAAUAUAUUCAGAAUAUUUACAUCUUCUUGUUCAUUUUUUAACAGAUAUUUUCUCAUUUUGGUGGUAAAAUUUGGUAUUUUGGCACUUUUUUAAACUAACGAAAAGAAAAAUAAUUCUAAUAAUAUUAAUAAAACAAAGAUGAACCCGCAUUAAGAACAUAUGAAGUUACAGGAAGUAUCAGAAUUACCAGGAAAAAUAUCCUUCUUUUUCAUUUUUAAACUCUUUUUACUGAUUUUUCUUCUUAUGGGGAGCGCGCGCUUCCGCGCGCACCUGUUGAUCUGCUCUCGUUGUAUUUGACCAGACGUUGUGAUUUCCUCAUGUUAUUUCAUAUGAAGCUGUGAUAACUCCUAAUUGUAAUACUCUACUUUGGUGAAAAUGUAUAUUGCAGAUAUCAAACUUGUGGAGUGUUUUUCGUAAAUUUCAUGGCUUUUUUUCUUUCGCUCUUUUAGCUUCCUCAGAUCUUCCGAGCAAUUUCGUCAGGUUAUUAUUAUUCUUUUUUUUUUAGCAACGUUUACAGGCAAAAGAUGGACAGAAAAUAUGGAGGAUUUGAUGUAAAAGAGAAUUACUUUUUAUAAAUGUGGAAAUAAAAGUCUUUCUUUUAACCACGUGGCUGCAGAAUGUGUGAAAACGGAGAGGAAAUCAACACGUGGACAGAGAAUCUCUAGAAAAUUGAUUUCUGACAUCACAAGGAGAAAAAAACCUAGAUGUUUACGUGUGUCUGCUUGUGCAGCAAACAAAACACGAUUAAAGCUGCUCUGACUUA